Molecule: messenger RNA, 5341 nt
Organism: Oreochromis aureus
Lineage: Eukaryota; Metazoa; Chordata; Actinopteri; Cichliformes; Cichlidae
Exons: 7
Coding region: 139-2514 (791 amino acids)
Source: RefSeq, a predicted model, not a curated record
UAUCCACACCAGCAGGUGGCGCGAACGCACCGGUCUCACGCCCUUUCACCUCCGACAGCGAAGAAGAAGUGGUGGAGUAAAAGAAGAAGAAAGGAGCGCAGAGCUGGAGUUAGCAGGGUGUCAUCGAGCUCUGUUGCCAUGGACGACCAUGCUGACGUUGCCAUGGAGAACAAGACAGAGGUCCCGGCCUCUGACGCACCGUCCUCUCCUGACAAAGAGCAGGCAAAGCCCGCUGCGCGUCAGUCACACCGCCGCACAUUAGGGAGGAGGGGCCAGAGAGCAAAGAGGCGGGGUCUUAUAGAGAAGAAGCGGGGUCAGAAAUCGAAGAGGCGGGGCCAGGAGGACAAGAAGGAGGGCGUGACGGUGAAGAGGACGUGGAGCGGCGGGAAGCGCCGUUGGGACAAGAAGCAUUACUGCGUGUUCUGCCGACGGCCACAGGUGAAGAUCGCACGCCACCUGCUGAGGAAGCAUGCCGACGAACAGGAAGUACUGGCUGCCAGCACCCUGCCGACAGGCUCCAAAGAACGCCACCUGCUGCUGGAGCACCUGCGCUGCCGAGGCAACUAUCUACACAACAUCGAGGUGAUCCGGCAGGGCACUGGUGAGAUUGUGCCAUGGCGUCAGCCCUCUGAGGAUGUGGAUGCGAGGAACUACCUGCCAUGCCCAUUGUGUCUUGGAUUUUUCCUUCGUGCUGACCUGUGGAAGCAUCAGGUGUCGUGUCGCAAGAAGCUCGCUAUUAACCCGUCCAAAGCCGAAGCGAACGCUGACCCCGCCAACGACGCCACCUCUGGUUCCACAAGUAAGUUGCCUUGUGAUGUCACCAGAGAGGACAUGCCUGAGGAUUCCCUUGGUGAGACUGCAGAGACCGGGACCAAACAGCUUAUGACCUCUGACCCAGGUGUUGAUCAAAACACGACCUCUGACCCCGCUGUGAACCGAGCCAGGAAACGGACCAGAGUGCAGGCAGCAGCGUCGCGGCUCCUGCCCAUCUCCAGUGGAGCGUCUGAGAGCUGCAGUGAAAUCCUGCAUCGCAUGAACCAAGAUAAUGUGUCUUACGAGGUGAAGUCUGAUUGGCUGAUCUGUAAGUAUGGCAACAAGCUGAUGGGGAACCAGGAUAGUGGUCAGAGGAGGUACGACUACGUAAGCCAAAAGCUCCGGGAACUUGGCAGGUUGCUCCUGGCCGCUAAAUCCCUUGACUCCGGCAUCCAGAGCCUGCAGGACCUGCUGGCCCCAGGCCGCCUUAGCCUGGCGCUGUCCGCAGCCAGGAAGGCAGCGGGAAACAGGUGGAGCCGCCCUCCACUGGCGGUGAAAACAACACUAAAGACAGUCUGUGAGAUUGCUAUUGGAGAGAGCCUGCAGGAUGGAGACUGGGAGGCUGCCGCCAAGACCACCGACUUCUACCACAUGCUGGGCCGGGAGUGGGACAACCUGGGGCUGCAGAACCCAGAUCCAGCUGCUACAGAUGGAGGAACUAAACCAAAGAAACGACCUGUCCAGAUAAGACUGGACAAGGACCUCAGACAAGAAGUUCUGUCAAAGUGUUCUAACAAACCAGUGACCUCUGCGAUUCCACCUGAAGCCAGAAUGCAGACAUCUGUCUCAGUCCCUGUGGCUCCCAGGAAGGUCCGACGGCGGCCCUGGUCCUCUGCAGAGAAGGAGGCCAUCUGGAGGCAGUUAGGAGUCCAUGUUCUGGUCCAGUCCGUACCAGGUAAGGAGGUCUGUCAGCGCUGUCUGGACUUGGAACCUGUCCUCAGGGGGCGGCACUGGAAGGACAUCAAGAACCAGGUCCACAACCAAAUCCAGAGCCAAAAGAAGCAGCAGUUCCACGCUCAGAUGGAACUCGAGAAGAACCAGGAUCACCAAGACCAGCUCCAGAACCAGAAAAAGCCAGAGCAGCAGCAGUACCAGGCUCCAGUCGAUGAACAGGGAAAGGACCACCGUCUGAACCAGAAGAAACCACCAUACCAGUCCCAGAUGGACCAGCAUGAUCCGGAUAUUUCUCGGAAUCAGAAGAGAUCACAAUACCACAUCAACAUACACCACCAGGCCCAGGAUAGCAUCCAGAACCAGAAGAAACAACAGGAGCACACCCAGCUGGAUCACCAGGACUAUCUACACAACCACAAGAAGCAGCUGUGUACCCCUAGAGUGGACCACCAGGACCACAGCCAGGUCCAUAAGAAGCAGCUGUAUCAGAUGGACCAGCAGGCCCAGCCUCUGCAGACCCUGGACCAGGAAACAUCUCUUCUAACCAUCGCACCCUACAGACCUGAUGGGUCAAAUCGAGCCCCUGGACAUUUGCUGCUUGAGCGGGAGCACAACAUUACAACCUACCCAGUUCUGCACAGACCACCAGGACCUCACAUGGACCAGCUGCUGCCCAGAAUAGACUGGGCCGAGGAUGCUCCAGCCCAGAACUAUCCUAUCAGCAGGCCACUGGGCAGGAACCUGCUACAGGAUGUGCCCCCAGGAGGACCACCCUCUGACCCACAGUCGGGACAUGUACACUUCUGACCGACCAGGACGAGCGAUGGACGGUCCUGGUCCAGGUCUAGAGGACUUAAUGAUAGGUUGGCCCUUCUCAAAGGGUGCAUAUCAGAUUUGGUAGUAAAAAGACCUGCUUUUAUGAUAACACAUGUAAACCUUUCUUAGAAGGUCCUUGAAUUUCCUGUGUGAAAUGAGUAUUUGCCUCCUACAGGACUAUAUACCCCAUAUUAUAUACCCCCCUGUAUGUUCUGGCAGUUCCAAUGGAUCUGGUUCUGAUAUGUCAGUCUAGUCAGGAGAUCAACCUGGAUCCUGGUUGAGGUGCUGUUAGAUAGGUGAAACAGUUCAGCUGUGAUGCACCUGAGUUAUACCGACUACGUGCCAGUUCCUGAUCUUAUUAUAAAAGGCGGGUACCAAAAACCAAAACCAGCACCUUAGUGGUCCAGUGUUGGAGCCUUUGAAGAUACCUGUUCUGGGAGGAGCUCCUGCUGAAAGAUCACGGAUGGUAGUGUCAGUCAUCAGAUACUGUCUUCCAUAAUCGGAAUUUACCGGAAUUUAUUUCAUAUGAACCAGCCCACAGCUCUACUUCUUAAACCUGUAGAACUGUGGGCUGGUUCUCUGAAGGCACUGAGGCAGAACCAGCUCUGUGUUGGUGUGAAAGAGCUAAUGAAGGGAUCAAGGCCCUUUUCCCUCAUUUAGUCAUAAAGGUGUUCAAAGUUCUCUGUAUGUUUAGCGUAUGGUUCUCCUCACACUCCUCUGUGUGAUGAGCACUGGGGCACAACCCCUGACAGUGAGGCCAAACAGACUCCUCCAGGUGGUUCUAAAUGGUUCCUGCAGGUCCCUGUGAGUCCUGGUCUGUGGUGGUCCUGUGAUGGUACCACUGCAUCCUCAAACAUAACAAGUUGUCAUGUCACAGGUUUAUUCCAAAAUGGAUGAAAUUCAUUUUGACCUCAGUAUUCUACACACAGUACUCCAAAAAGGUUUGCUUAAAAUUCUUAAAAGAUUCAUUAAAACAUUAAAGAGAAAAAUAUAACACAUGCACAGGUAUUCUCAGCCUUUGUUAAAUACGUUGUUGAAGCACUUUUUGGCAGCAGUUACAGAAGAUGAACCUUCGCCCAAGUUCAAUGUCCAGCGCACUUUUGGACCAGGUUAUGUCUCUGUACAUUCAUCUUUUCCUUCAGAGGCCUUUGGGCAAACUCCAGGUGGGCUGUCGUAGCCUGGUUUCCUUACAGGGGUCCCCAAUCCCAGUCCACGAGGGCCGGUGUCCCUGCAGGUUUCAGAUGUGUGCUUGAUCCAUCACAGCUGAGUUAAAUGUAAAUUACAUUUUCAACAUGCCUUGGGCCUGGUAAUGAACUAAUCAUGUGAUUCAGGUGUGUUGACCCAGGGUGAGAUCUAAAACCUGCAGGGACACCGGCCCUCGUGGACUGGGAUUGGGGACCCCUGCUUUAGCACCUACUCGCCUGAGCCCGCGUUUGUUUGUGUCAUGUUCUAUUACAUUUGAGUUCCACCUCAAUAUGUGUGGGGUUGUCAUAGGAACACAACCAAAAUCCCAUGUGUCUAUGUGCCACAAACACAAUGGAGGACACUGAGGCGAUGGUAUACCCGCUGCUUGGUCUGUGGGUGUUUGUCAGACUCGAGGACCAUGAUUGUCAGUUUGUAUGUAACCAUUUCCCUUGUUGCCGAGUUUCAGAAAUGCCAGGUUUCAUCUAACUCGUGAUUCAUCUAAUGACACCUCUGGCUGGCCAGUCGGGGGCUUUUGAUGUCACAUUUUUAGACUGACUCUGCUCGGUUGGAAAGCCGGGCCAGCAUUUGCUAAAAAAGUACCUGGUACCAGGUACUACUCCCUGAUGGAAAACCAUAGAAACUAGGUUGAGCUCAGCCGAGUAGGUACUAGAUGAGGGGCGCAGAAGAUUGCCCAGAUUGCCAGACCAGAUUGGUCUCUAGGAAGAGACCCGGUGGUUCCAAAACUUCCUGUAUGGAUGGUGGAAGCCACUGUGCUCACUGGGUACGUCAGUGCUGAUCCCUGGAUCUGUGCCUCCAUACAGUCCCGCCUACAGACCUGCCUCUGACUUUGUGCUCUGUCAGUUAUGGGAGCUUAUACAGACAGGUGUGUGCCUUUCCAAAUAACGACCAGUCAGCUGAAAGGUGGACUCCAGGCGUGUUGUAGAAAUAUCUGACAGACGAUCAGUGUGCACAGCUGAACAAACAUGUGAGUGUCUGGGCUGUGAGUACUUCUGUCCAUGUUAUACUUUAGUUUUUUAUUUUCAGUGCAUGCACAAGAAUGUCAGCUGACUGUGUGCAGAGACUGUUUACUGUACUGUGUGCAGAGGUGAAAAUGAAUGUCAUGUUGGAAUAAGACUGUAACGUGACAACACGAGGAACACUGAAUGCUUCCAGGAUGAUCAUAGAUGAGAUCAUCUAUGAUGUUUCUGUGUCUCCUGCUCGUCUCCCUUUAAUCUGUGUUCAUCCACCCCUCAGUGUUUCUGCUGUCCUCUCCACUUCUUCAUGUCCCUGCAACUUCACUUUAUCACCACUAGAUGGCAGACCUCUCCCUGUUUCUGGUCCCUGUUAGAGGAUAAGAACAUGUUACAGUCCAGACUGCGAGCUGCUGCUUUUUCCUCCACAUGUCGCAUUUCUGAUGUCCUGUAGAGUCGCUGAUCCACAGGUGAUCGAUCCACAGCUGUGGCCUGCAGGAGGAACAUCAGCUCAGACACUGAAUGGCAGCAGGAGGCUCUGUGUGUGUUUAAUGUGUAAUAAAAGUGUCUGUAACUGUCUGUAUCCUGUGAUGGAGCCCUGUCAUACUCGGUCCUUUUAUUUCAUUAUAUCUGUUUCAAUAAACGAGUCCCCGCUCUGUGAA